Sitodiplosis mosellana (orange wheat blossom midge) is the source of this 1212-nucleotide messenger RNA. It is a transcript of the gene mRpL44, whose product is annotated as 39S ribosomal protein L44, mitochondrial. NCBI's taxonomy places the organism in Eukaryota, Metazoa, Arthropoda, Insecta, Diptera, Cecidomyiidae. The record is from RefSeq and is a predicted model, not a curated record. The coding region runs from base 104 to 1126 and encodes 340 amino acids. The transcript is spliced from 2 exons. Gene Ontology annotation, biological process: RNA processing. Gene Ontology annotation, molecular function: ribonuclease III activity.
GUCACACACAUUCUUCAGUCUCGCCGAGCCCUUGUGCUUAUGUUCGGGAUUGAGCAUCGUUUGAAUUAUUGUAAAAAUUCGAGUUUGAUUGCGAAAAAAAAACAUGUCACGGUUACUUUGGAAGACAGUGAGAGCGUCCACAAAAUGCCAUUCAUUCAAUUUAUUAGCGGUACCAGAAGCAAUUAGUGGCACAUCAACGCGGUCAAUCAAACGAUGGGUAGCACCAACCAUUCGAGAGUUAAACAAGCGCAAAAUCAAAUAUGCCGAUAAAUUGCCGCAAGUACAUAAGCGAUCGGGAUUUAUUGACUGGAACUUCAACGCGGAAAUCUAUGCAUUUGGCAAGCGAUUGAAUGAGAAUUUCGACUUGGUGCUCUUGGAACGAGCAUUCGUGCAACGAUCGUAUGUAGUUCAAGAGGAGCUACGUCUCGAAAAACUCGGUAUUGAAAAAGAUGAUUUGAAUUUGCAAGAUAAUCGUGAAUUAGCUGACAAAGGUUUAAAAUUGGCAAAACGUUACGUUGAAACCUAUUUGCGUUAUCAUUUGCCACAGUAUCCAGAUGAGGGAAUUGAUGCCAUUCAAAAUUAUCUACUUUCGACCGAGAAAUUGGCACAUGUUUCGCAAAAUUUGGGAUCAAAAGAAAUAAUUUUGGCUGCCGAAUACCCACCAUCCGUUGAAUCGUUGGCACAAACAAUGUUGGCCAUUGUCGGUGCGUUGGAGGAAUCACAAAAAGAUGGCAAUCUUCAACGACCAUACAAUUUUGUACGAGAUUUUAUUUGCACACAAUUGAAUCAAGUCGAUAUCAAUGAAGUGUGGAAAAUUGAAAAUCCAUUCGAAGUACUGAAACAAGUUUGUGCCCAUAAGAAUAUUAAAAACAUUGAACCACGAAUCAUUGGUGAUCUUAGCAAAAAUUAUAUUCUGGCGUGCUGUCGAAUCGGCAUCUACGAUGGUGAUACCAAAAAACUACUCGGCACCGGUUUCGGCGAUACAUACGACAAUGGCAUUGAAACUGCUUCCAUUGAUGCUCUUUCGAAAAUUUUCGGUUCAUUCAAUUUGCGACCAUUCGACUACACAAUCGCACCCGAGCAUCUGUUUGGCAGCAACGAGAAAACGAGACAAAUUGCCAACUGAACUAAAAAAAAAUGUUAAUUAAAAAUAAAAUCAAAUAUUGUUUGUAAAUUAAAUAGAAUAAAACAAAACCGUAUACAAUUUUAAAA